UUCAAAACAUUGCUUCAGACAUGACGCGCCGAAGUCUACGAGGAUGUUUGAUGGUUUUCGUUGGCCUUUGCGCUUCGAUGAGAUGGACUUUCCUCCCUGUCCCCAGUGGUACUUCGAGGCGCGACUUGCUGCUGAGACUUCCUGUUGCAACCAGUGUUGCUUCUCCCCUGGCAGCCAUAGCAGUGCCGUCAGUACAAGAGGUGAAGCAAGAACUGUUGAGUUUGGCUGAUGAGACAAAGCGUGGUACCACAGCUUCGAGUGAUCAGAAAAGGCGGAUGAGCCAAUUGGCAGACGAGCUGACUUCGGCUGCCCCAGUGUCUACCAAGAGCAUGCUGACAGGUACCUGGAACUUGGCUUACACCACUGAGAAGGAGGUGCUCUCCUUGAUCGGAGAUCCAGGAGUGGAUGUGUACCAGAAGGUGGAUGUGGAGCAGGGAACCCUGGGGAACAGCAUUGCUUUCACCGACGGCAAGCGCUUUGAUGUGGCUGGCAAGAUCGACACCAAAGCGCGAUCCGGCGCCAACGAUGAGGCACCUUAUGGGCUUCGCAGUGAUUUCGCCUUCACUGGAGCCAGUCUGAAAGUGCCGCCUCUGCAGCUUCCACUGCCACCCUUUGGUGCUGGCUGGUUUGUCUCGACAUAUUUGGAUGAGAACCUUCGAGUGAAUCGCGAUUCUCGAGGGGAUCUGGCAAUCUAUGUGCGUGCACCAGCAUGAUACUUCGUGAGGAAAA
Messenger RNA from Cladocopium goreaui, 729 nucleotides. The record is from the annotation of a GenBank genome assembly. Lineage: Eukaryota; Dinophyceae; Suessiales; Symbiodiniaceae.